AUGACCGCGUCGAAGACAGGGGUGGAUCUUUCCAACCCCGGAGACUUGACCCUCAAGAAACAGCUCGACCUGUUGGAAGCAAGCGGAGCCAUCAAACGCUUUGACUCGCAUCCGUUCGUGAAAAAUAUCAUUGACAGUCGGAGCCUACCCACUCGUAAAGACAUCGAGGUUGGCCCCAAUGACCCAACUACCACUUCCCAGCUGCGGAGGGCGGCCGCCAAAAACAAUACCCUCGUGGUUGGUGGCGCAGUGGUCAAGAACCUUUCUCUUCUGCUUGCAAAGGACCAGGAUACAGUCGCUGAAGUGCCUCUCCGGGCCUUUCCUGCCGUUACCAAGCCGACCCCCAAGGCCAACAGCCUGCUCAUAGCUCCUGUAAACGCCGACCAUCUGACGCUGCUUCUGUCACCCCCCAGCCCGACAUCAUAUUUCCAAUUCACCAGCCAUGUAGCACCCGAUCCUGUACGGGCUUCUUCUUUUGCCGACGAAGCCACCGACGCGGACAAAUCCAUGCCGGCCGAUAUAAUCAACGGCUACUCGCUGAGCGGAGACCUGGAGAACUUCUGGGGCAUCAAGGGACUCACGGGAAAGCUGUACGUUUACAAUGGCGAUACCGUGCGCGAGAAGGUCAGGUUCAGCGACUUUGCCUUUGACGCCGGGAAGAACAAGCCGCUAUCCAAACUCGAGCACUCGCCACUGGCUAAGUUCUUCCCACACAUCGACAUGGAACCUAUCAAGCAACUUCCUAUAAAUAAUGUCGAGUUUACCUAUACUGAGGCUGACAAUGACUUUCUCUACAAGAAGGGGCUGCGUCUGGAAGGUGAUGUUCUGUGCACCGGUCACCUCCAGCCUGUAGCGGACAUGCUCAGGCGCAUCUACGGAGACAAGGACGCGCCGUCGAAGCUGCAUGUCUCGGCUCAUCUUAGCGAUGAAAGAGACUGGACCAAGGCACCCAAAAUUACCAAGCUUAUUCUGAGUGCCACGUUGGUGGACGGAAAGCUCAAGGUCUGGGACUUUUUGGCCUUUGAUUCCGUGGAUGUUCAGAUUUUGGCAUUGCAAAAGGACAAGCAGGAGAAGGUCAAAGAUGAUAAGGAUAAGGAUGAGUCCAACGAUGCUGCCACGGAAGCAAAGGACGAAAAGCAAGCCACUGAGCCAGAGUCGAAAGCGGGCAAGGUAGCAGACAAGGCCACCGAAAAGGUCAGCAAGGCCACUGGCAUAGCCAGCAAGGCAAGCGAUUAUAAAGCCCAAAAGAAAGCCGAGGCCACGAGCUCCCAGGAAGUCUCCAAGAAGGCCACUAAAGAGUCCACGGAAAAGGGCAAAGAAGACGCGAAGGAUGACAAGCAGGGCGAGGGAGAAGCCCAAGAGGACGACACCGCUGCUAUUGAUGAAAAGGCCGAUCAAAAAGCACCCGCCAAACCCGAGAAAACCUGGGAGUUCGGUCUAUGCAUCCUGGGAACAGGCAGCCUCAUCAACUUACCCAAGGCGACAAAGCCAUUGUGGGUGAAAUACCGAAUGGAGAGGGACCCACAGGAGACUACAAAGGCUUUGUAUAAGGUGCAUAUAACGGCUGAAGACUGGAAAAAUGCGUUUGGUGUCAAGAACCUGAAUGUAAGACUUUGUCCGCUUCUGUACAUUUAUUCCAAAUGCUACUCAGAAUGCUAA
Aspergillus oryzae RIB40 is the source of this 1659-nucleotide messenger RNA. RefSeq lists its product as uncharacterized. The record is from RefSeq and is a predicted model, not a curated record. The transcript has a single exon. The coding region runs from base 1 to 1659 and encodes 552 amino acids. NCBI's taxonomy places the organism in Eukaryota, Fungi, Ascomycota, Eurotiomycetes, Eurotiales, Aspergillaceae.